GUUACGCUUCUCCCUCUAUGGAAGAUGCAAAAACUGCCGUCCAUGGCAUUGUCGGUCCACGAUUCUUAACCAUUCCUGCAUUUGGGAGGUAACGAUCUCUGCAACCUGUUCGACUAUGGAGAUUUCAAUCUGGGUUUCGGUUCUUUCGAUUCUUCUUUGCUUUUUCGCAUCUGGGUCUGGCUCAAUUGACGAUUUUCAUCGACCGUUUCCUAUAGUGGAACCUGAUCCAGGUCAUACAAAGCUCCGUCUAUCAAGUGAAGGGUUGGAAGCCAUCAGCAGAAUAACAACUCCAAUUGCAGCUGUUGCUGUAAUUGGUCCAUACCGCUCUGGCAAAUCUUUUCUGCUUAAUCAGCUCCUUUCCCUUUCUUGUUAUAAAGGGUUUGGUGUUGGUCACAUGCGCGACACAAAAACAAAAGGGAUUUGGGUUUGGGGAACCCCGCUAGAAAUGGAUAUUGAUGGAGUGAAAACUUCUGUUUUUUACCUUGAUACAGAGGGGUUUGAAAGUGUUGGGAAGUCAAAUGUAUAUGAUGACCGGAUUUUUGCUUUGGCAAGUGUUAUGAGUUCUGUACUUAUUUAUAACCUGCCUGAGACGAUACGCGAAGCUGACAUAUCCCGGCUGUCAUUUGCUACUGAGCUAGCUGAAGAAUUUUAUGGAAGAGUGAAGGGGCAAGAUGUUGCUUUUGAACCUGCAAAACUUUUGUGGCUUAUCCAGCGUGAUUUUCUGCAAGGGAAAUCUGUGCAAGAGAUGGUGGAUGAAGCACUUCAACAUGUUCCUAAUACUGAUGGGGACAAAAAUAUUGAUCAAGUAAACCAGAUCCGGGACUCCUUAGCUAUAAUGGGUAGCAACAGCACGGCAUUUAGCUUACCACAACCUCAUCUAAUGCGAACAAAGCUUUGUGAUAUGAAUGAUGAUGAACUUGAUCCACUAUAUGUUAAGAAAAGAGAGCAGUUAAAAGAGCUUGUUGCUAGUGUUAUACGUCCAAAGAUUGUGCAGGGAAAAACUCUAAAUGGAAAGGAGUUUGUAUCUUUUCUGGAGCAGAUACUUGAAGCUUUGAAUAAAGGGGAAAUCCCAUCAACAGGCUCCCUUGUGGAGAUCUUCAAUAAAGGUAUUCUUGAGCGGUGUUUGAAGCUAUACACUGAGAGGAUUGGAAAAUUAGGUUUACCACUUUCGGAGGAAUCCUUACACAAUGCUCAUGAAAGAUUUCGUGCGGAAGCAAUGAAAGCUUUUGAUGAACAACAUUUUGGCCAUCAUCAUGCACAGAGAUCUGUUAUGAAACUGGGUGAAGAUAUAAAAGAGGCGUAUAAGAAUGUAAUUAUUGCUAAUGAGUAUCAAUCAGCAAAGCUCUGUGAAGCACUGUAUACAAGAUGUGAGGACAAAAUGGACCAGCUUCAAGUCCUCAAACUUCCUUCUAUGGCCAAGUUCAAUGCAGGUUUCCUGCAAUGCAACCAAAGUUUUGAGCAGGAGUGUGUUGGGCCUUCAAAAGCAAACUAUGAGCAACGCAUGAUGAAGAUGAUGGGAAAAUCUCGAGCGCUAUUUAUCAAGGAUUACAACCACAGGCUCUUCAACUGGUUGGUGGCAUUCUCCCUCGUCAUGGUGGUGGUUGGCCGCUUUAUUAUAAAAUUCAUUCUGAUUGAAAUGGCGGCGUGGGUGCUCUUUAUAUUCUUAGAAACAUACACAAGGAUGUUUUGGUCUGCUGAGUCCCUUUAUUACAACCCAGUUUGGCAUUUCAUCGUAAGUACUUGGGAAACUCUCGUCUACAGUCCCCUCCUUGAUUUGGACAGAUGGGCAAUCCCAAUAAGUUGUCUAGUGGCCGUAUGGAUACUAUAUUUGCGAUGUUGUGGGAGAAGGAAACGCGGGUCACGGUGGCUUUUGCCCCUGUACAACACACAUAAAGGCGGCUCAAAUCGGCCAAGAUCAGAUUGAACCAACGGAGAUUGCCUUAAGAGCCUCUGAUUGUCAACAUCUUGGGCGAGCUUUUCCUCCUUUUUAACACAUGAAAGCACGCCUGCCAUUCAUUUUAUUUUUUUAGUUCAAAAUCGGCCAUCCCAAUGCCAAAUUAUCAAGAGAAAGAAUCAUAUAUGGAUCCUAACCACCCCUUAUUACUGUGCCAUUUAUAGUCGUGUAUCAGUGUAAUAUGUUGAUUAUUUCAAUAAAAAAUUAUAUAAUUU
Rubroshorea leprosula is the source of this 2169-nucleotide messenger RNA. NCBI's taxonomy places the organism in Eukaryota, Viridiplantae, Streptophyta, Magnoliopsida, Malvales, Dipterocarpaceae. The record is from the annotation of a GenBank genome assembly.